GCAACCUUUAUUGAGAACCCGGAAAUAAAAUACCGGAUUUACUUCAGUUACGUAACAGAGCGGUGGUAUUGAUGUAACUUUAAUUCCCCGUUAUUUCUUCUAGUCCCGACAAUGAAUGAUGUUCCGUGAGAUUCACCGUUAAGCAUCCAGUCCUGCGGUGGAGAUGACGAAGGAGGACGUUUCGGAGCCAGCAGAGGGAGACGCUGCCCCAGACUGCAACUCCAGACUGUUCCCGCACCAGAGGCCAUUCAUCCACCAGGUGGCCUCGGCACCCAUGCCCAUUGACUGUGAAUUCUCCUUCUUUGACCCUGGCGAGCCCCAGUGCAGGGAGCUUCUGCUGGACCCCUGCACCAGCAUACCGGAGCUGUUCGCUGUUCUCAGGCAGUGGGUCCCUCAAGUGCAGAGGAACAUUGACCUCAUCGGAAAUGAGAUUUUAAAGCGAGGCUGUGGGGUGAAUGACCGGGACGGACUGACGGACAUGAGUCUCCUCCACUACUGCUGCAAGGCUGGCGCUCCGGGCAUCGGUGACGCCAACACGGCGGCCAGUUUCGCCCGUCGGCUCCUCGCCCUGGGCGCUGACCCCAACCUUCGCUCACGCUGGACCAACAUGAGGGCUCUGCACUACGCCGCCUACUUUGAUGUGCCGCAGCUCAUUCAGGUGGUCUUACAAGCCUCACAGCCCGGAGAUGUUGACGCCACCUGCAGCGACUUUGACUUUGGCACGGCCCUCCACAUCGCCGCCUCCAACCUGUGCACGUCAGCCAUCAAGUCCCUCCUGGAGCACGGAGCCAACCCGGCGUUCAGAAAUGACAAAGGCUUGUGUCCAGCAGACGUGGUACCAGACCCACUAGAGAUGCCCCUAGAGAUGGCGGAUGCAGCCGCUCUUGCCAAAGAGCUCCGGACGCUUUUGAGAGAGGCACUGCCCCGACCCAGUUCCCCGCUGGCCCUGACGUCCCCGGCCCAAACCCCUGCAGCUCUUUCUGACAAAGCCAAAGUGCAACUAGGCUCCAUGGGAAUCAGACUUGGAGACCGCGUAGUCAUCGCUGGGCAGAAGGUUGGAGUCCUUCGAUUCUGCGGCAACACAGAGUUCUCCGGCGGGCUCUGGGCCGGAGUGGAGCUCGACAAACCCGAGGGCAAGAACGAUGGCUCGGUCGCCGGGGUGCAGUAUUUCACAUGUCCGAUCAAACAUGGAAUCUUCGCUCCUCUCUCAAAAAUCAGCAAACCAUCCGACAGGCCGAGAAGUACGCAGCGGACGAAGAUGUCAAUGCCCAUUCGUCCUCCUCGUCGCAUCGACCUGUCUCGCAUCACCUCCAAGAUUAACACAGGUGUCGUAUCCCACUCUUUGUCCUCCUCCUCCUCAUCCCUGGACUCCCGGCCCACGCCAACCUCCAGACACAGACCAACUCCAAGACCGCGCUUUACUGCCAGGCAGCGGCGAGAGCGAGCGUCGCAGAGUUCUCGAGCGGCUCCCUCACCUGCCCUCCGUCCUUCUCCUGGCACCUUAGCACUUCCACCAUUAGGUAUUAGGAGUCGAACCCCUUCAGCCAGCAGCUCUGUGUUUGAAGGAUCUGAGCUGCGUGUUGGGGAGAGGGUCCUUGUUGUCGGCCAGAGGACUGGGAUGGUCAAGUUCUGUGGAACGACCAGUUUUGCACCAGGGCUGUGGCUGGGCAUUGAACUGGACAAACCCAGCGGAAAAAACGACGGCUCCGUCGGCGGCGUGAGGUACUUCAGUUGCCCGGAGAAGCAUGGCGUCUUUGCCCCGCCGUCUCGUGUGCAGCGGAUCCACGGAUCAGUGGACUGCCUCUCCGAGCUCUCGUCCUCCCGCCUCAGCCGCCCUCUCAGUGGAACGAUGCGCCGCAGCUUCAGCACGUCCUCUGCCAUCGCCGCCUCCAAGGAGACGAGCAGACGAAGUCCUGUGACCAGGAGUCGAUCCAAUCCUCACCGGCGCCGCUGGAGCACGCUGAGUGGCGGGGGCGCUACAGCACGAGCGAGCCCUUCACCUGUUUUCAACAGUCAGGUCCAGCUCCACGUCGGAAUGCAAGUCCUGCUCACCAGCGCCAAUGAGAUGGCGGUGAUUCGGUAUCUGGGAACGGCGGAUUUUGCCCCGGGACUUUGGCUUGGGUUGGAACUCCGAGGCGCCAAGGGGAAGAAUGACGGCUCGGUCGGCAGCCGCCGCUACUUCACCUGCAGCCCCGGCCACGGGGUGCUGGUGCGCCCGAGCCGCGUCACCUACCGCGGCAUCAACGGCGCCCGUCUGGUGGACGAGAGCAGCUGAAGCGUUUCCCAUCCCUCUCUCACGUCUGCGGUCUUCCCUGCUGCACUCACGCAACAUGGUGGAGUGUACGGCACUUUAUGGAAUCAACAGAAUUGGAUCAGAAUUUCGGGGGUGUGGAAGAGCCAACCGACAACACUGCACUACUUUCAUCUGAUUGCACUGACAAACUCACAGAUACGAGGAAAUAGAGUGUCGUCAACGCCAGAUUUGUAUCAAAUAAUUUAGGUGGUGUGUGUCCUGGUGGAAAUAUUUCUUUGCUUUCCCUGUGUGUGGAUGCAUGUUUCUGGCUGGAAUGAAUACAAGAUAAAUGACGAACAGGAAGUCGUUCUCGCUUCAUUUGCGCCCUGAGUUCAGAUGUAGACUCUGGACAAAGAAAGCAAGCUUUCCUCUUCUGUCUUUCAGUCGCCCGACAAAUCUUCUUGGUGGUUGAUGAUAGCCAGAACGGAACCAUCCUGGUUGGAGAUGGGAUCCUUCCCCAGAUGGAGGAGUUCUAGUGUCUUGGGGUUUUGUUCUUGAGUGAGGGAAGGAACGUUUUCACUGGUCUGUCACAGUGGAGAAAGAGCUGAGCCAAAGGACAAAGCUCUCUCUGUGAACUGUGGUCUCAUCCAGGAGAGACUUGGAAUAGAACCAACGCUGCUCCAUGUGUUGAAAUGGGAGGAGGCCCAGGACCAAACUAGGACCCCUAACUGGAGGAGGUUUCAGGAGCGAGGGUCCGACUUGUGUCUUGGCAGAGCUGGGAUAUUGGGCGCUGUGAACCAGGGAGGUCUUGAUAUGGUCCCCAUCUUCUCUCCUCACCAAAUCUUCACUUUUUUCUUUCCCUCAGCUUGAACUAGUUGGACAGGGCAGUGGGAGGACAGUGAUUCCGCGGUGUAGCAAAACAGCUGCUUCUUUCUGACGGGACCACGUCUGUUAUCGACGGCGCCUCCGGCACUCAGGAAGUUAGCCAAUUACAUUUCACACUUAAGUGACAUCAAGUGGUUAAAGUCGGAAAAUGUUGACUGCUAGGUCCUCAAUGUGCGGAUGCCUCGGCGGGAAACAACCCAUUCAUUAUGCGAGAGGAAAUCAGAGCCACCCUCCAGGAAAACACCGACCAAUUAGAGCGAGUGGUGGCCGGAGAUCCUCAGUCACGGUCACGUAUCGACCCGUCCGGUCCGAGCCUCUGUCAUUGGAAAGCCACAGCACCGUUUGUGUCCUGUCCCAUUCUCUCAUGCUGCAGUGUUCCAGUUCCGUGUGGUGCAUCAAAGCGGCUCCUAAAAGUAAAAGGAGGAUGUUCUAACUUUGCAUCCUCCACACGGCUCUGUUCUUUUUUUCCACAAUGUCAAGUUGUGACGGCGGGAGUGCGCGCAACAGUCGCCCUGGGGACGGCAAAUGAAACGGCGACACGUCUAUGUACUUACCAUAUUGUCCCACCGGGGCCUUCCUCGUCUGAGCCAGGAAGGAAAAAAGAUUCUGAAGCAGCAAAGUCUGUCGGUGUUUACAAAUUCAUGACAGAACGUCACGUAGCAGAUUGUCUUUCCGUCUGGCGAUGACGGUCUGUAAAUGCAGACUGGUGACGGUCAAAUAAACAUGAAUUCAUUACUGCUAUACGUUUUUCCAGAUCCGGAUUUAACCUCAUGAGCACAGUUGAUAGCAACGUUGCCGUAAGCUACGCUAACUUCUGUCCACUGCAAGAAGCGACAAAAACCGAACUAGAAUGACUUGACAAGAAAAGGUUCCCACUCAACGUGAGGACUCUCUGUGAAUCCCACACAUCUGAGUGAGUCCUGUGGCUCCUGUAAAGAUCAUCGUCUGCAACGAAGGAAGAUCCCGAUCAAACGCAAGCUUACGACAUGGAUGUGAGUGGCGCGUUGUCUCAGUGAAACUAACCUCUAACCGCCGCCUUGAUUUCACUCCCUCCAAAAACCAUCCGACAAAAACUGCCCGACACAGAGAUGAGACUUCAGACAUUUCUCUUCUUUAGUGGGAGAUCGGAAUAAAAACCUGGAGAUUUUUCCCCCACAAAAAGACGAGGGUGGAGAGCUGCGCUCGCACAUCUGGCAUCCCAGAAUACUCUUGUUAUCUCUGGCAAACACAGGCCGACGCCCGCACAAGUCUCAGCACGUUAGCUCAGCGAGGAUAAUCCUGCCGGAGUCCACGUCCCCGUGUCAGCAGUAAUGACCGGCUCACUCCACAUAAUCCUGCGUGUUGCUCAGCUGCGUCGCCGCACGGACCGUAAACAACAACACGACCGAUUACAUCCCCAGCUGCUUUGGGUGGGUGCCACAGGUGCGAAGAGCCAACAGCCAAUUUGAAUCCUCGUCAAACUAAAUGGUCUGGAGCUCAAAACAAAAGAAUGUGGUGCAGCUGCAACGUCGGCAGGAAGAGAAGAAGACUUUGGUGAAGAUUAACCGAAACAUUCUCGAACAAUAAGGAUCGAUUCGAACGCUCAGUCAAAACACGUCACUCUCUUGUUGUGAUCAGGAGGAUGCUAACAGUGGCUGCUGCUUGUUAGCGUUACCCGAACGUACUUGUCUGACGCUUGGUGAAGGGAACCGCCUUGAGGUGAGGGAACAUUUUACACGUUGUACUCCUUUUACGCUUCUGUAAAUUUUCAAUGAAGUGACUUGAUAAAACACUGCCUGGCUACGACGCGAAAUAUCUUCUUUUGAUCCUGUCAGAAAUUGCACGAAAGACAGUCACUUUGGUUGUAUAAAGCAGAGACAAUACAUUGCUAAGUAGUAGCUAGCUUCGCUGUUUUUUUCUUUCUUUUUUUACGGUGUUCAUUGCCAAUCUUGCCACUUAUAACACCAAGUAUGUGUCAUAAUACAUAUAUAAAUAUAUAUAUUUUUUGAAAGGUUGAGCAAUAAUAACCUAAAACAAAAAAAUGUAUAAAUUUAUGAUAAAAAAAAGUUGGGAUGGGUCGCAGAAGAACACACAGAUGACAUUCAGCCCGCCAACUGAGUCCAUGUGGGUGUUUUGGCAGGGUUAUGUCGGGCCGCGGCAAGAGCCCUUGAGCCAAACAUGCCGACGCGGCGUCGCACUAAUUAACUUCAAAGUACGGCUGAUGGGAGAAAUUCCAAGGUGAUUCCUCAUGAAGGGAAGCGGAAGUGACUGUGAUGGUGACAUUUGAAAUCAGUCCAUGGUUCCACGUCCCAGAUGAAUCCAUCUCGACUUAUGUUUCGGCGGUUAAAACCUUUGGUGACAGAGUUAGACGCUAACUUUAGCGCUGACACUGUCCAUCGUGAAGCUGCUAACAUGAAGCAGAAGGAGGAAGAGUUGAUGUUGGAGAUCUGGGACGGUGAGGCUCCAGGGUUCAGGCGGUCAAGGUCAACACACAGCAGCACGGCGCUUAUAAUAUAGUCAUUUAUUAAUUUGGCGAAUGUGUUCUGAAGGGCAAAGAACGGCGUUUACCACGGCCAUGAUACAAUACUUUAUAAUUACAACAUUUACAGGUCUUUGUACAUCAAACCAUAGAAGCUGAGCGGAGAAUGAACCACAGAAGCGACACAGUUUUUCUUUUAAACGCGGAGUCACGGCACGUCGCCGGGAUUCGUCUUAGUCAGUCUGGGAGCGUCGUGACAGCUCAUCAUCGCUCCGGCUCUGAUGCGGUUGCAGAGGGAAGCAGGAACCAAAGUGGACGUGUCAUUCAGCCCGGUAUCGACGCCGACACUUCCAGCGCGUCCUUCAGUCAAAACAGCUGACGAGACAGAGUGGGUCCGGUCUUUUUUUUUUGUUUUUUUGCAUCCACUCUAAAUCCAUCCACAACUGAAGGAAAUAAAGGUAGAAAGUACAGAUGUAGAGAUUUAAGAAGGAAAGUGGUGAUAAAUUUCAUGUUCAAUAAAUACAAACGCAGGACGGAGAGUUUGACAACCAGCUUCUUCCAAUGAUGCGAUUUUGUUAAACUUUAACGUAAUCUAAGUUACGUUUUUUAAUAUAUAAUAUGGAUUUUACACUUUCAACAUAAAACUGCUUGAAAAUGUGAGAAUUUUCUUCUAUAAAAUGCAUUUAUAAUCAAAUAUAUGAUCAAAUGUUUUCCCUAAAACCCAAACUUGGAUGGACUUGACUUCCAUAUUCUGUCAUGUUAUAAUUUACUUUUGUUUGUGACGUUGACCAUCCAUCCCAUAAUAAAGGCGUUGUAAGUCUCUUGUGCCACAGCGGAUCUUUUCCUCACAACCAACCUUGAUCCUCUUUGGUUUACAACUAUAGUUUUGCCUGUAGCAUGUGCAUCUACUUUUGUCUGCAUCAAGCUGGUUCACCAAACUCUCCAGCACCUGGGAAUGAAGCGAUGGUGAGCGGAUCAAUGAGUUUGAAGAAGAAACCUUUCGCCGCCCGGAAAUCAAAACCAAACAAAUGAAUAAAUAAGCAAGCAAACAUCGACAAACACGAGUUCCCAGUGUUUCUUUUUUUCCAGGUACAAAUGUUGGGCUGUGUCUUGGAAAACCGUCCGAUCAUGUUGCUUUCGGCUUCCGUUCUCCGUGUCGUCCAGUGUGUAACGCAAAAAUUCCACCAGCUGAAAAGAAAAAGCUCCUCUCAUGAGCUCCACUUUGUUUCUCCAUUCGUCCCGUCUGUGAAUCCUCACAUGUCAAACCUGCAACUGAACCCGCCCUGAUGCUCCGAUGUGCUUUAUCAUCCUCUUGGACUCCGGAAAUGAAUCCUUACCGUUUAUUUUUCUGGGACCGAAAAGCAUGACGGCAGAAAAGGGUCCUGACACAGUGUUUCCUGAAGUCCCCCUCAAAAAAGGUGGUGAAGGAGGCAUCUGGGCUAAAGAACUGUGGCGUUGUGGCCCUCGAUCCUGGGCAGCCGGGGGUCAUGAACUGUUCCCAUGGUGACCAGCAGAGGGCGACUGUCCUCUGACAUAGCUGGCCUGCUCAGUGUCGUCGCCCUGUGGUGGGCGGCGGCGGUGGCGGUGGAUGAUGGGAGGCCUUGCUGCGGAGGCAUGGAGGGCGGAGGGUUGCCAUGAGAAGCUUCUAAAGACAGGCCUUGCUCCUGGUAGCCGUAGCCGAUGUUCCCGCAGGGGAAGCGUCUCAGUCUGUAGAGUGGCACUGGCGGCAGAGCGGCAGAGUCUAGGAGCAGCGGCGACUGGGAGGUGGGUGGCGGCGGGGGCGGUAACAGCGGCCGGCAGAAACCCUGCUGCUGCUGCUGCUGCAGCAGCUGGAGUUGAUGCUGGAACUUCUUGUGCGGGUGUUGAAGUCCCAGAGAUCCCGCCACCUCAGCCACCGUCCGCCCCACAUGCUCUUGUCCCUCGCCAGGAACCCGGCCAAUGGUUCCCCCGGUGGACAUGGCAGCUCCGACACCUCCCUGCCUCUGCUGCUGCUGCUGCUGCUGCUUCCUCUGCUGCUGCUGCAGGAACCAGGAGCCGUACGUGGGGUUCCACAGGCUGGUCGUCUUCCCGCCGUGGCCGUCCUUCUCGGGCAGAUGCCCCUGGGUGAAAGCAAGGUUGACGUGGCCCCCGUCCUGCCCCUGGUUCGCAGAGACCGGCACUCCCUUGCCUGCCAGAAUAGAGGCAGCGGUGGAGGUGGCGGUGUUGGUGGUCGUCAUGGUGAUGGAGGUCUGCGUGUGAGGCAGCUGGUGCUGAUGCAGGCACGGCUGCGGCGGAGCUGCUGUCUGUGCUUUGGCCUCCGAGGUUGUGCCCGAGGCCUCGGUGCCUCUCCGUGCGUCGUCUGAUGGGUAGGAAGGAGGCGGCUGUGGCGCCUCGCCAUCGGGGACCUGGGCUUUCACCACCACGGUAGGAGCCGUGGGGUCGUCCUGUUCCGCGGUGGCUUGCUCCUCCUCCUCUGGGACUGGUCCGUACUCCACAGGCAAAGGCAUGGACACCACGUCAGGGUCCUGAAUCAGAGGAUGGAAGACAAAAUGUGGAUCAGAAGCCUGGUGCAGAGAUGAAAUACGUGUGGUAAACAUGUGGAGAGAGUCGCUCUGACUGUUGACCAGGUUUAACCACUCAGAACACACGGCUGCAUGGACCUCAAUUUAAAGUAGGUCGCCUAGAAACAAGGUCCAGAUCUGGCAGAAGCAUCUGGCUCUAUGACUGGAGGUCACACCAAAUGCAAGUCUUUUUUAUCAUCGACUGAAUGUGCAUGACUUGUUUCAGUUGUUCUUUGUGUAACUAAGCUAACAUCUGCCUCCAAAACAGACAUAUCCGUCUUGCUCAUCUGCAUUUUUGAAAUUGGCUCCACUUUUCUGGACCAAGUGACAAGCGACUGAGACAGAAAUCCGCCCCUUCAUUUGCAGCCUGCUGCACCUCUCUGGUCUGAGUACCUGCAGGCAGUAGUCGAUCCUCUCCAGGAUGGUGGAGAAGUUGGGCCUGUCCUCGGGCUGGUGCUGCCAACUCUGGGUCAUUAUCCGGUACCUGCAAGAGUGGACAGGAAACCAGUCGGAACAUUGUCUCCAUUUCCAUGAGGAGAAGUGCUGUGACUCUUCUUGGAGUCGUGAUACUGUUCUGGUGCUGAUGCAGGAGUUCUAGCUCUUCCAGGGAACGUCGUGGGAAUGACAUCAUGUGACUGCUAUCGAGUCACAGUCAGUGGAACAAUUUAAAGCAGCACAUGAAUCAGCAUUAGCUGCGUGUUUAUGAAACCACCACAUGAUGUUCAGUCAGUUCUUCUGCAGACAUCAACACAACCUGCAGCUCCAAUAGAACAGGCGUGUUUUGUGUCAGGUUGAGUCUAAACAACGACUCAAAAGACUGUAAAAUCAUCUCCACUGUGAUAUUUGGCCGAGACAUCCAUGAAAAACACUCGUGACUCAGCAGGCUCACAGGGGACCCACACCAGGGCGCCCAGUCCGACUCCUCUAUGGAGUGUGAAGCAGCACAUGAGGAGGGGCUCGGCAGCGAAGGCGCUCAAAUUUCUCCGGGGUCACCGUGUGUCAACAUCUUGAGUCUUGAGUCUUUCAUGUGAGCGCGUGGUUUCCCUGGGUCUCCGACGGCAGCUCUUGUUUGUGUGAUGGAGAAACCUAAUUGGACCUCGAGGGACGUUUCCGCGUGGUCAUGUGCCGCGAGAGGAUGUGUUUUGCUGCUGAUGUCUCUGCAUACGUCAGACCUCACAAUGGUGUGGUGUGAUGCUGCAACAGCAAAGCUACGUACACAGGUCCGGGGCAGUUCUUGGGCGGAUCCAUUCUGCCACCGUUGGUCACAAACUCCAGCACCUCCUGGUUGCUACGGCUGGGAUAUGGCAUGUAGCCGAGCGAGAAGAUCUCCCACAGCAGGACCCCGAACGA
This is a messenger RNA of Synchiropus splendidus (mandarinfish), 9466 nucleotides long. Its product is annotated as CAP-Gly domain-containing linker protein 4-like. Lineage: Eukaryota; Metazoa; Chordata; Actinopteri; Syngnathiformes; Callionymidae. Gene Ontology annotation, molecular function: microtubule plus-end binding. Gene Ontology annotation, cellular component: cytoplasm; microtubule plus-end; nucleus. The record is from RefSeq and is a predicted model, not a curated record. Gene Ontology annotation, biological process: cytoplasmic microtubule organization. The transcript has 15 exons. The coding region runs from base 164 to 2275 and encodes 703 amino acids.